This is a messenger RNA of Fusarium mangiferae, 3165 nucleotides long. RefSeq lists its product as uncharacterized. The coding region runs from base 1 to 3165 and encodes 1054 amino acids. Gene Ontology annotation, biological process: DNA-templated transcription; positive regulation of transcription by RNA polymerase II. Gene Ontology annotation, molecular function: sequence-specific DNA binding; zinc ion binding; DNA-binding transcription factor activity, RNA polymerase II-specific. The record is from RefSeq and is a predicted model, not a curated record. The transcript has 8 exons. NCBI's taxonomy places the organism in Eukaryota, Fungi, Ascomycota, Sordariomycetes, Hypocreales, Nectriaceae.
AUGUUACAAGCUAAAGCAGAAGUGCAGUAUCUUGAACAGCGCUGGGCUGAGCUUCAGUGGCUUCGCAACAGCUCAGGCGAUGAUUACGCACUUACAAGAACCAGAACAGCUGGGCCAGAAGAUCCGGCUUAUCAAAGGGUCAUCGAUAUUGCUGCCGUGUCCGUCUCGCCUUACACGACGCCGAGCCUUAUCAAGUCAUAUCCAGUCCUGCAACAUGAAGCCAAGUUAUUUUAUUCUUCUGAGCGACCCCCGCUUAAGAUACCUGUCCAUGGAAACUACUACGAUAUGUAUCCUAGGACAGCUGGACAAGAAUAUGCAGCCCAAUUUAGCCAGUUCAACGCCCAGAAAAUCCCACUGGAAGUGGCCAAGCGGCUGUUUGCAGUUUACAAAGACAACAUCCUUCCGCGGUUUCCAUCUUUCAUGGAAGAGGACUUGGAUCAGCAAUUCGACCUCUUCUACGGCGACAAUGCUCAACCGUCUAACACCACAACCUUCAUCGUUACCUUGAUCUUGGCUAUUGGGUCGAUGACCUCAAAGCGUCACGAGUUCCGAAAGAUCGCCGCCCUUACUGAAGCGUUACACGCGGAUGCAAUGCGACAUAUUGGCUUCCUGGGGGAGUCGUCCUUGACAACGCUUCAAUGCCUUCUGCUGUUGAUCCAGUGUGCUUUACUACUACCGCAUACCGCUAACCUUUGGUACAUGAGUGGUGAAGCUAUGCGAAUGGCCAUCAGUCUGGGACUUCAUCAGGAGCCUGAUCUAUCAACAACCGUGCUUUCUUCUCGCGCAGAACUACGCCGAAGAAUCUUCUGGGUUACUUAUGACUUGGAAAGGCUGAUAGCGAUUUCCAACGGUUGCCCUGUUGCUAUAAGUGAUGACCACAUCUCGACGCAGUUGCCUUUUGGUGCCGGGUCAACACACGAUGCUUCAGACAUACAGACGUUCCUUUCAAGAGUGUCUCGUGCCUCUGAGGGAAAACAGUUCCUGGUCCAGAUCAUGAUUUGUUUCAUUCAAACCGAGAUUCUAUCAGUACAAUUCUUUGAUCAGCCGAUACCCGACAACAAAGACCACAAUUCAUGGGUUUCUACAACCGAGGAAUCCAUACAUGUUCUUCUAAAAUAUGCAAAUUCUGAAGGGAUCACGUCGCUGCCUCUGAUUUCAGCAGCUCAUCAGUGCCAGAUUUCUCUUCACCGGCCAUGUUCAAGAAAUAUUGCGGUUUCAGAAUCAUUGCUCAUAAAAGCCGUCACUGCCUCCAUUCAAUUGAUUGACCUAUCGAUCAAGACCAUAUCGAUAGGUGGGUUCAUCCUGACUUUUAGCUUAGCCUGCAAUUCAUUCCACGCAGGCGUAGUUUUGUUGUAUGCUCUCAGAAAUCAUACUUUGACUCUCCAGCAAGCGGAUCUCAUCGACCAGUCCAAUCAUGCUUUGGAACAGUUGUGCAAACUUAUGGAACUACUUUCUUCAAGAUGGCCGGCCCUGUCUGAUACUGCAAAAUACAUAAAGGAACUAAUCGACACAAACCUACGCAACCCGAUCAACGACCUCGGUACUGAAUACGACAUGAGUGUCCUGGAAGAACUCGACUUUCUAGUCACUCAACGUCGGAUACAUAGUCUAUAUCAUCGUAACUUGCCAGUCCCGAAUAAGCAGGCCAGUAUUCUCGAAGCACAGGCGAUCAGCGAGAUCAGUCCUGGUUUCUUGCACGACGACUCUUGGUGGGACGAAUUUAUCGUCGACGACUUUGAUAUGUUCGCCAACCAAGACUCGGCAGCUGCUGGCUUUUCCUUUGCCACUCCUACGAUGGAAAUCCAAGUAGACGAGACGGAACCAUCCACAACGACGCGUCCACCUAAACGGAAAGGGACAGAUCUCGACGAGAUCCUGGAAGCUCUUCCAUCGUGUAGCUCUUGUCGGGAUAGACGGAUUAAAUGUGAUCGUCAACUUCCAGCUUGCACAUACUGUAAACGUACAAAUCGGGACUGUGCUUUCUUCGAUCCCGUCCUCUCGGAGAACAUCUCUUUCAGGCGGGUACACUGUCUGGUCGAGAACAUUAAGAAACUUACAGCUGAAGUUGGCACGAAUCUGGUGGUCUCUCGUCGAUUACCUUCGCUGGCAACCCAUACCCAGAACAUUGUGCUUAUGCCCUUUCGAACCGUGACUCAUUGUCCACAGGAUAACGGAAUCCUGCCAUCUAAUAAUAGUGUUUCGUUCUUCGGUCCAUGGACUUUAUUGGGCAGUUUACGAGAAUUGUUUCAUCACGAGUCAGAAUAUGAUGUUCCAGAAGUCUUGAAACAAGCUGUAAGCAUUGGCGGCCUUGGCUUGAACAUCCAAAAUUCGCAUGUGGAGUUACUAUCGCCAUCCACCACCUUAAGCUUGCUUCAUCUCUUUUCCAGAUCUGCACACGCUUUCUUCCCGGUACUAGACGAAACCGCACUGCAAGUGAUGUUUGCAAGUCUCUACAGCAUUGAAAGCUUUCUCGAACAAGAUCGUCAUGGAAUCUUUUAUCUUGUUCUUGCCAUCGCUUCUUCUAUUGCCAAGAAGAGUGAGCCAACGUUAGCUUGUUGGGCGCCUUCAUUCUUCAACAAGGCUAUUGAGAAAGUGACUGUUGUUUCUGAUCACUCGAGAACUGAAAAUAUUGCACUGUUCCAAAGGACUCUCCUGAUAUGCGUUUACCUCUUGUUGAACCCAGACGCAGGGGAUAUAUGGCGACAUCUUGGAUUUGCCAUCCGCCUGUUUCUAGAUAUUUCUCACCGUCCGUCUGAGGAUGAAGUUGAGGAUCACCAUUUGUUUUGCAUGCUGACAAGAACCAUGUACUGUCUCGAGAGCCAAGUGUCGGUUGCAUAUGGCAGACCAAGCCUCCUUGUUUUCGGCGACAGUCUUCGUCAAGAACAGGGUCAGACGAACUCCAAUACUAUCCGAGAAGGCAUCUCUAUCUAUUUCUACCUCAUCUCGUUUCAUAAAAUGAAGAUUCACAGUGCAUUGCUCAAAAGAGGCUCAUUAAGUGACGACCCCGACCAGUCACAAGUUGGAGAGUAUAAGAGAGAUAUCGAGGAAUGGUUUGUUCUCUGGAAAGAACUCGUCACUCUCCUAGCUGAGACUGAAGACACUUCUAUGUCCUACAGCUGGGCAAGCACUCAGCCUUUGCAACAUCAUUACGAAGGCAGCAACUAA